AUGAAGUCGAGUCUGAGUUCGGAGGACGUUGUCCGAGUCAGCGAAGACUUGUCCGAAUGCCGAAAUCGACUUGAGGCCGGCAUUCAGGAAAAUCGACGGAAUCGGCAAGUCAUUCAAGAUAUUAAUGACCAGCUUCAAAGAUUCCGACAAAGAGCUCAAACAGAUUCUGUCGAAUCUUUCAAUUCGCCCUAUAUUGCUCCUGAUCUAACCAUUGCAACUUCUGCUCAUAAUAUGUCGCUACCGUCAUUAACAAUUGACAUUCCGCUCAACACGACAGCUAGUAUGAAUUCUGCUAGAUAUGCCUACCGUAACCGACACAAGUCGUUCGCUGGACGAGAUCAAACUAGAUUCAGAUCAAUUAGUCCAAAUGGACGAAAUCGUUCGUCUCCUCGAUUAUCAACGCAUACAUUUGAAGUAGAUCAGUACACUGAAGACAACAUCGAGGAAUUGUUCAGUCGACUAAAGGAUGAGCUGUUCAAGAAUAACACUCUGGAAGAGGUCAAUGAAAUGCUGCGAGAAGAAAACGAUGCGGCGUUGGCGGCAAACGAGCACCUUCGUGUUGAUGCCACCAAUCUUUCUCGACAACUUCAACUUCUUCAACAGCAGCAGCAUCAAGAAUCAAUGAGAAUUCAGUCGGAGAAUACGCGUUAUCGAAAUCAAGUCGAAAAUCAACAUCGCAAAUUGCUGAGUUUGUGGAAAGAAUUUUCGGCGGUCAAACGACAGCUUCACGAAUUGCGAACAACGACGGCGAAUGAUCUGGACAGACAGAUGACGGAGUUCACGAGAUGUGCCGCGUUGAUGAGAAAGGCGAUCAGACACGCCGAACAAAAGAACCUCGAGCUGAAAGAGGAAAUGCGAAAGGAGAAAGAUGAUGUUCUCGACGAGACAUUGCGUCAGCUGAAUACGGUAACCGAGAACUAUAUGAAGGCUGAGGAAAAGGCGAACGAGCGUUUACGCGAUUUGAAAUUGAAAGACGACGAGCUGCGGAAGCUGAAAGAGCAAAACGACGAGUAUACCGAAAUAUUGGAGCAGCUCUCCAAAAUGACAUAUGAGAUGACGGCUGGAGGAGCGAAUCAAAAAGACCGAAGUCAGAGUCCAUCCGUUCGCUAUUUCUCUAAAGACAAUCCGAUGGAUGUUGCAAGAAAAGUUCGGAAAUUGUUGAACAACAAAAACGGGGAACUCGACGAGACGAAAGAAGCAGUACGAUUGGCCGAAAAGGAACGAGAUCGCGCUCGCAAGGAUCUGGAAAAGGAAGAAAAAAGACGAAAAGCCGAACAGGAAUCGGAACGAAAACGAUCGAGUGUGUAUUCGCAAAGAGAGCAAGACCUUAAGAAAUUGGAAGACGAAUUGAAGAAGGCACAGAACAAAAUCAAAAAUCUUGAAGAACAGAAAGAGUCACAGGAAAAGCUCGUCGCGUCUGUCCAGAAUUCGCUGUCAGAUGCCCAUCGCCAACACAAAGAAUUUAUCGAGGAGCUGAUGUUCAGACAUCGUGAUGAACUCAAAGAACGUGAAGAAUCUUAUGAAGAGCAGCUGAAAUCGAGAGCCGCUGAAGAGAAAGCUCGGAUCGAAAAGGAGAAAAUAGAUCGAGAACGGAUUCGGAAGGAACAGGAUGAAAUGCGUGAAGCUCAGAGAGCACUCAAAGCAAAUUUGGCGGCAAUUCAAACCGAAUUGGACGAUAAAAUACUGAAAAUCGAAGUACUUGAAGAUGAACGAAACGAGCUGAAAAAGGCAUUGCAAACUGAAAAAGAGCACAGCGAUCAGAGAGAACUCGAAAUUGGCGAAUGUCGCGCGAAAAUUGAUGAAAUGCAAGACAAAGAGGCGGAGCUUCGAAAACAAUUGGCUGAGGCUCAAGCAGCGAUCGGAGCCAUUGAAGGUGACACGAAACAGAACGAAGAGGAGAUGAUGGAAACGAAAAAUGAGAUUUCGAAUUUACAUGAACAGAUCGAAUCGUUGAACAAUGAAUUAGAGGCGAAGAAUUCGGAGAUCCAAGAGCUGAGAACGAGUAUUUCGGAGAAAGAAGUGGCAAUACAAACUGUGCGCAACAGUUCGCAGCAACUAUCGGUUACAUAUGAAGAGGUCAGCGGUGAGAAUGACGCAUUGAAAGCAGAACUCGCACGUCUACACGAACAGCUUAAAGAAAAAGCCAGACAGAUUUCGGAGGCAAAUCAGAAGAUCGACGAUGCUUUGAGGAAAUCAGAAGCACUAGCUGAUGAUUCAGCCGUGUGGCAAGAACGGAAUGAUCAAUUGAAGAAAGAUAUCGAAGAAAUGGAACGUCGAGCACACGCGAAACAGGACGAAGAAGCCGAAUUGCGAUCACUUUUGGACGAUCUUCGCGUUAAUUUCGACAAACUCACAAAUGAGUCGAAGAAAAAGGAUGUUAGCAUCGAUUCGCUGAAUGAUGAAGUGGCGAUGCUGAAAGAGCAAUUGAAGAAGUCUGAGCAAGAAAGAAAAGAUGAAAUUGCGAGAAUCGAAGAAUUGGAAAAGAAAACCGAAGAGGAGCUGAAAGAGGAGUUUGCUGGAAAACUGAAACUCAUUGAGAAGGAUAAGAGUAACGCGGAUCAAAAUAUCAAAGAACUGGAGAGUCGAUUCAAUGAAUUAAUGAAAGCUCACGAUUUGCUUAGAGAGGAGUAUGAUCAAGUUAAAAUGGAUAAUAUACAUUUGAUCGAUGAUUUGGAACGAAUGAAAGAGAAACUGAAACGAGAAAUGGAGAAGGCAAACGAGCAAAACGAUAAUGAUCGUGCUGAAUGGGAAAAAGAGCGAGCAAGACUUGAAAGUAGCCGGAAUGAAAUUGUUGCGGAACUCAAAGAGACCAUUGAACAUCUCGAAGAACAACUUCGUGAUAGAGAAGAAAAGGAGAAUAACCUUAAGAAAGAGCUGAAUGAUAUACAAGAACACGCUCGAAAUGUCGAAGAUCAACUGAGCAAGAAGGAAUCGACGCUCGAAGAGAAAGAUGAGGAUUGGAAGGCUGAGAAGAGAGCACUUGAAGAUGAGAAGGUGAAAUUGAUGGAGCAGAAAGAAGAAGCAAUGCUAGAAGCAACGAAGAAUGCGACGACUAUCGAUCAGCAAAACCGAAAAAUUGCGUUGCUCGAAACUGAAAUCAACAAACUCUCAACGAGUGUCAUCGAACGAGAUAGUGCAAUUCGUGCACUCGAAGAAAACACGAUGGAAAUGGUGGCGAAAAUCGAAGAAGUCGAGAAUCUCAAGGAGAAGCUCAAAGAUGAUUUGGCGGUGAAAGAAAAACUCAAUGAGGAUUUGAAAAAUGGAAAAGAAAGUGUUCAAGAAGCACUAAUUGAGGAAAAAAAGAAAAUUCAUGAACUUCAAGAUCAACUUCGUGAGGCGAAUAAAAUGGCACAUAGUAUCCGAAUGAAAAAUGUGAAUCUCGAAGAGAAAAAGAACGAAUUGGAACAAGCUAAUACAAUAUUGUCUAAUAAGGCUCGACAACUCGAAAUUCAAUUGAUGGACAAAACUACAAAAAGUGAAGUUUCAUCGGAUCUUCUCAGAAAAAUGGAGCAUGAUGCUCAAAAUAUGUUGAAACAAGCGCAAAGUGAACAAUCAAAGAUGAGUGAUCUCGAAAAGAUUCGCCAUGAAUUACAAGAAGAAAAUCGUCGACUUGCUUCCGAUUUAUCAACUGUGAAAGCGGCAUUCGAAGCAAAACGCGAGAGUAGUAAAUCUGCAAUCACCGACAUUCUAGUGCAAUAUCGAAAAGCUGAAGAAAAGGCGAAUGAAGGAGCUCUCGAAAUUCAGAAACUUAAGAGCGAACUUCAAACUUCAACGAUGAAAAUGGAAAGACUUGAGGAUAAAGCGAAAAAUGCUGAAAAUCGACUGAAAGAAGUUCAAAGAAAAUAUGAUGAUUUGCAAGCGAGAAUGACGAGUUUGCAAAGAUCGGCCGUCGAAUCCAUUCAAAAUCCAAUAAGUCAAAAUCAGACCAGAAAUAGAAGUCUUUAUGUUGACAUUCCACGGUCAGCAUCAAGUAUUGGAUUGAAUGACAGAUUCGGUGAUGAUGAAACACCUUUCCGACGAUCUCCUUCGGUUCGAUUUUCUGAUAGUAGUCAAAAUGUGCAACGAGCCAUCGAUUCGAUGGAUGUGAGCUCUUCGGUUGGCGUGACCCUUCGAAUUCUCAAAGAGCGCAUCGAGCAGCUGGAAGGAGACAAGGCAGAGCUGUUGGAAAAACUCGAAAAGUCGAAAGACGAUCUGCGAGAAAAAUCGGAGAAAUUGGCCGACAAGCAGAUGACAAUUGAUCGAAUUGAAAGAAGUUUGGUAGUUUUGACCGAAGAGAAAAUUUCGCUGGAACAACGAAUGACAAGUCAACGACAAAUGUAUUUGACGAAUGAGGAAUCGAGUAGAUCAAGAGAGCACGAAUUGAGAAGCAUGAAAGCAAAAAUAUCAAGUCUUGAACUCCAUCUUCGAGAAAAAGAAUCAAAGAUCAACCAAUUGAAGAAUGAGUUGAGCAUGGUGCAAACUCAACUGAACGAUGUGAUUGCAUCUAAGGAAAAAGUGACAACUUUGAUUGGGGGACAAGAGUCGAAGCAUCGCGAGCUCGAGGAACAAGUCGAAAGACUUAUUCGAGAGCGUGAGUCUGCUAAUAAUCGAAUCAGAAAGGUGACAGCAGAGAACGAGAACAUUUUGCGAAAGCUUGACCAGCUCGAGAGAGAACGCGAGCAGUUGAUGAGGGAAGUGACCGAGGAGCGCCGAAUUAAUGAGAAAAACCGAGUGCUGCUGGAUGAGCUUCGAACGAAUGAACGCAAUUGGAAAAACGCGGCAUCGUCAGCAAAACGAACCGCGGACGAAAUUGAGAGAAGUAUUCAAGAGCAGAAGAGAUGGGAAGAAACUCACAACGAAGUAUUGGCGCGGAAUACGGUUCUUUCAAAAGAAUGUGAUCGACUUCGGGGAGAGAUGAGAGAUCAAAUCAAUCGGAUGAAUGCACUCAAUCUAAAGUCGGUUGAUAGUGAGAGGAAAAACAGCGAACUUGCCUCGAAACUGCUAGUGCUUCAAAAUAAUGUUGACGCCCUCAAGAAAUUCGAGGAAGACUGGAAACGAUUGGAAGCUGAAAUGCGAGCUGAACUUAAAACACUUCGCAAAGAUAAAGUUGCGAACACUGCUGAAAUCGAGGAUUGGAAACGAAAAAGCCUUCGAACUGAAACGGAAAAGAAGGAAAUUGAGGGAAUUCGCGUACGAUUGGAACGAGAAAUCAGCGCGCUUAAACGCCAUGUCGAUGCUUUGGAAGAGGAAAAGAAUCGCACCGAAAAGGCGAUUCGCGAUAUGAUGAAUGAAAGAAGAGCAAUCGACAAAUCAUUAGCAGCAAUGGAACGAGAAAACCAACAAUUAUACCGGAAUUGCGCACAACUUCAAUCACAAAUUCAACAAAUCGAAAAAGAUGCUGGAAAUCGUGUGGUUUCGAAAUUGGCGAAAGAUCACACAUUGCUCAAAGCAAAGGUUGCUGUGUUAAUUGAAGAAAAACGCCAGCUGCAAUCCCUGUUGGAUCAGAAGGACGCGAAUUACUCGCAUAAACGGAAGCUGCUCGAAUCACAAAUCCAAUUGCUCCGCGAGCAACUCGAAUCGGAACGUCGCAAGCGUUCGAAAUCUCAAGUUGGUGCAGCUCGUCGAGCUGUUCAACAUUCAUCGGCAUUCCGGCAAACAGUCGAGCAUCGCUCGAUAUCAUGCGAACGAACAGUGUUUGAGCACAGGCAAACGAGUGUGAUAUUCAUCGAUCGAAAACCACCGCUACCACCGCAAGCGAUCCAACAGCAGCAGCAGUCGAAACAAACCCCACAAAUAUCCCCAAUGUCACAUUCCGAUUCAUAUACUUCGGGUACUCUUAUUUUUUAA
This is a messenger RNA of Caenorhabditis bovis, 5826 nucleotides long. Lineage: Eukaryota; Metazoa; Nematoda; Chromadorea; Rhabditida; Rhabditidae. The record is from the annotation of a GenBank genome assembly.